Messenger RNA from Cuscuta campestris, 2051 nucleotides. Lineage: Eukaryota; Viridiplantae; Streptophyta; Magnoliopsida; Solanales; Convolvulaceae. The record is from the annotation of a GenBank genome assembly.
CACUCCAACCAAAAUCAUCGUCGAAGAGAAAAGGGAAUCAAACAUCUGUUUCGAUUUCAUUCUAAAUGGCGAGCAGCGGCGGAGAAGAAAUAAAGUUCAGCGCGGUGGUGCGCAUGUUGGAGUUGAUGCAGAGGAGCAAGCGGGAGAAGAAGAAGAAGCCGAAGCAGACCUACUUCCGGAAGUUUCUGGACAAUUACUGCCGGAAACCUCAGGACUACUUCGCCUCAAUGCGGCUGAUCCUCCCCCGCCUCGACCGCGACCGCGGCUCCUACGGCCUCAAGGAGCAGGUGCUCGCCACCUGCAUCAUCGACGCCAUUGGCAUGUCCCGCGACUCCGACGACGCCCGCCUCCUCCUCAACUGGCGCAAGGCCGGCCCUAGGGCGGGUCUCAAUGCCGGAAAUUUCUCCCUCGUGGCUGCCGAGGUACUAGAACGUAGACAGGGAGUUUCUUCUGCUGGGCUAACAAUAAAAGAAUUAAAUCACUUCCUCGAUUCCUUAGCUUCAAGUGCUAACAGAUCUGAGAAGACUGCCAUUCUUUCUGAUCUCAUUAGGAGAACGAAUGCCAAUGAAAUGAAGUGGAUUAUUAUGAUAAUUCUCAAAGAUCUUAAGGUGGGAAUUGGUGAAAAAAGCAUUUUUCAUGACUUCCAUCCGGAUGCAGAAGACUUGUUCAAUGUUACGUGUGAUUUAAAACUUGUUUGUGAAAAGUUGAGAGAUAGAAGUCAACGACAUAAGCGCCAGGAUAUUGAAGUUGGAAAAGCUGUGCGGCCUCAAUUAGCUCUCAGGGCCAACACUGCUGAUGUUGCAUGGAAGAGGGUUCUCUUAUGUUUCUUUACUUUUUCUAGUGCUCACCAGAUAACUGUUUACUUUCCAUGAGUCUAAAUUCCAUUUGCUUAACUCCUUGCCCCUCACAAAUGAAUAGCUCCGUGGGAAAGAGUUUGUUCUUGAGUGCAAGUUUGAUGGGGACCGCAUUCAAAUUCAUAAAAACAAAGAUGAGAUUCACUUCUUCUCAAGAAAUUUUUUUGAUCAUCUAGAGUAUGUACAUGGAAUGUCAGAGAUCAUUGUACAGAAUAUUCUUGUUGAGAAGUGUAUACUUGAUGGUGAAAUGUUAGUUUGGGACAGAUCUGCUAAUCGUUUUGCUGAGUUUGGUUCAAAUCAAGAAAUUGCAAAGGCUGCAAGGGAAGGUCUUGACAGUGAUAGGCAGUUGUGCUGUAUCCUUUAAUCAUUUUGUAUGAUAUGUUCUCUCAAGGCUGUUCAAAGAGGGAUCAUCUUUUUUACCCGUGUCAUUCACCAGAGUUUGAAGGAACGACACGAGCUUCUUCGUAAGGUUGUGAAGCCUGUGAAAGGUAGCUUAGAAAUUUUGGUUCCUAAUGGUGGACUUAAUGUUCAUCGUGCUCCUGGCGAGCCAUGCUGGUCAUUCAUUGGUCAUAGUCUUGAUGACAUUGAGAAGUUUUUUAAAGCAACUACUGAAAACAGGGAUGAGGGGAUAGUAUUGAAAGACCUCAAUUCAAAAUGGGAUCCUGGCGAUAGGAAGGGAAAUUGGCAAAAAAUGAAACCUGAUUAUGUUCGGCCAGAAACUGAUUUGGAUGUUCUUAUAAUUGGAGGUUAUUAUGGAUCUGGACGUCAUGGUGGGAAGGUAGCUCAAUUUCUGGUGGGUCUUGCAGAGCGCCCUUCUCCAGGCACUUACCCAAGACGAUUCAUUUCUUUCUGCAGAGUGGGCACAGGACUCUCAGAUGAAGAGCUUGAUGCUGUUGUGACCAGAUUAAAACCCUAUUUCAGGUGGUGUUUUAUCAAACACUAUUCAUACUCUUGCACUCAGGCCAUUGUUGUUUAUACACUUUUCCAAUCAAAGUUAUUUUUAUGAAGUGGAUCUAUUUUUUGCAUCUUAUUUAAUUUCCCUUUUGAAACUGUGUUGAUCAAUGAGCUUCACCAACCUUUUUUCUUAUACAGACUACCUAUUACUUGUUCAGCCCCUCUUUAAUCUUAUCACUCUCCUCUUUGAUCAGUCCCUAAUUAAUCUUCUCAUUUCUCUUCAAAGAGCGACUUGUGGGGUUG